AAGUAGUGAGCGCUGGAAGUUGGAGUGGAGUGUCUCUGGGGUAAAUGUCGGAGUGUUCGUGCGGAGUCACGGUCGGACUCUCCCCGGUAUUACAUAACCUCAGUGCGGCCGAGUAGCUCCGCCCGGUUCUGCCGCCACUUCGCCUCCGAACCGACGGACCAAGGUGCGACAGAGAUGGGUGAGAAGCAGGAGAAAAGCCCCGAAGGAGUGAAGUACUUCAGGCUGUCAGAGAUCGAGGAGCAGAACUCCUUCAAGUCCACCUGGAUCAUCAUCCACAACAAGGUCUACGAUGUCACCAAGUUCCUGGACGAGCAUCCCGGAGGCGAGGAGGUUCUGAGGGAGCAGGCGGGGGGCAACGCCACGGAGAGCUUCGAGGACGUCGGCCAUUCCACCGACGCCAGAGAGAUGGCCGCCAGCAUGGUGAUCGGAGAGCUGCACCCGGACGACCGGCACAAGAUCGCCAAGCCUGUGGAAACGCUGGUUACCACGGCGAAGGAGGAGGCCAGCUGGUGGUCCAACCUGAUCAUCCCCAGUCUGGCAGCCGGCAUCGUGACUCUGAUGUAUCGUAUCUACACCGCCGACAGUGAGUGACGUCUGAGCGCUGUGAUGUCAUCGUCCGCGGCGCUCGGUGCCGUGGCUCCUGCCAGCGUAGAGCGGCGGUUCUAGAGCGGACGACUGGCUGCUGUGGACCAACAUCAUCACAUUCCCUCAGUCUGAUCUAGGAUCCACGGCUCCAUGCUGCGUCUCCAUGGCAACUCUGAAUUAACCAGAAUUUAACCAGCCAAUCACAUGACUGUCCCAAUGAAGUCCUUAAUGCCGGGCAUUCCAAUCCAGAUGUUCAGCAGAACCUCAUGAUCUUGCACUGGAUGUAUAAUUUGUUGUUUUUAUAUCUUCAUAACUGAAUUGAGCGAGUUCCUGUCGGUCAGCAGCUAAUGUUGGGUCCAAUCAGUCCAAUCUGGUUACAGCUUGACUCUAGGUGGGUUCCAUUUGGAUCCAUUUGGUUCCAGUUGGAUCCAUUUGGUUCCAUUUGGGUCCAGUUGGUUCCAGUUGGAUCCAUUUGGUUCCGGUUGGUUCCGGUUGGGUUCUGGUGACCUCAGUCUGAAGGGGUGAAACCCGACCCGCGGUGUUUCUCUCCAGAACCGGCUUCCCGACUCGUUCUGCACUAAUAAAACUCUUAAACUGAACUUGAUGAAAUUCUGACUUUAUUUUUAUGGAAAAAGAAUAAAAAAAGUUUAAAUUUGUGUUUAAAACCUGAGAAUCGCUCCUCCGUCCAGCAGGUGGAGCCCUUCAGACUGAGCUGUUUUCCAGAACCUUCGGAUCUGAUAAGACGUGUCCAGGUUCUGUCAGAACUGGAACCGGAACCCAGUGAUGCUGUAUGAGUGCAGCUGCUUCCUAAUGUAAUAAAGUGAUUGAGACGCUG
Molecule: messenger RNA, 1420 nt
Organism: Poecilia latipinna (sailfin molly)
Lineage: Eukaryota; Metazoa; Chordata; Actinopteri; Cyprinodontiformes; Poeciliidae
Gene: cyb5a
Product: cytochrome b5 type A (microsomal)
Exons: 5
Coding region: 175-591 (138 amino acids)
Cellular component (GO): membrane; intracellular membrane-bounded organelle
Molecular function (GO): heme binding
Source: RefSeq, a predicted model, not a curated record